GCGAACGGGCGCGAGGCCGGGCGGGGGAGGGGAGAACGGUUGGGCCAAGCCCCGCCCCAGCUCGCGCCCCCAUUGGCCGGCACCGCGGUUCUGGGCCCGCCCCCUAACGGACCUGUCGCAUUGUGACAGGCGUAGGGGCCAGUUCCUGUUGGGUCAGGGGCGGAGUCAGAGGUAGCCUGAGCUCCGCCCGGACUCCGGGGGACUCCUCCUCCUGCUGCUCACGGCGGGGCGGGCGGCGGGUGUGGGGGGAAUGUCAUUGCUGCUCCGAGCCGUGGUGCCGCCUCCGUCUGUUCCUGCUCUUUCUCUGGCGCCCUCGUCCCGUCGGCUUUCGCCGCUGCCGCAACUGCACUGGGAAGACGGAUGGCUAGAGGGGCGCAGGGGCCUUCCGAGUUGAGAGAGCGGCGGUCGCGGCUGCUGCUGAGGCGGAGACUCCCCGCCGCCGCCUCCACCCCCUGUCCCCCGGCCUCGCGGCGCUAAGGGCGGGCGCGCGCGGCUCUCUUCCCUCCUCCUCCUCUUUCUUCCUCCUCCUCCUCCUCCUCCUUCUCCGGGUCCCCGCCCAGCACCCCUCGGACCAGGCGGCGGCGGCGGCGCGGAGCGAGACCCGCCGCCGGGGCACAACAUGGCGGAGCCCUCGGCCCCGGAGAGCAAGCACAAGUCGUCCCUCAACUCAUCCCCGUGGAGCGGCCUUAUGGCCCUGGGGAACAGCCGGCACGGCCACCAUGGGCCCGGGGCCCAGUGCGCGCACAAGGCGGCGGGCGGCGCGGCGCCGAAGCCGGCCCCCGCGGGGCUGUCCGGGGGGCUGUCGCAGCCGGCCGGCUGGCAGUCGCUGCUCUCUUUCACCAUCCUCUUCCUGGCCUGGCUCGCCGGCUUCAGCUCGCGCCUCUUCGCCGUCAUCCGCUUCGAAAGCAUCAUCCACGAGUUCGACCCGUGGUUUAAUUAUAGAUCAACACAUCAUCUUGCAUCUCAUGGGUUCUAUGAAUUUUUAAAUUGGUUUGAUGAAAGAGCAUGGUAUCCACUAGGAAGAAUAGUCGGUGGUACUGUUUACCCAGGGUUGAUGAUAACAGCUGGCCUUAUCCAUUGGAUUUUAAAUACACUGAACAUAACAGUUCACAUAAGAGAUGUAUGUGUGUUCCUUGCACCAACUUUUAGCGGCCUUACAUCUAUAUCUACUUUCCUGCUUACCAGAGAACUUUGGAACCAAGGAGCAGGACUUUUAGCUGCUUGUUUUAUUGCUAUUGUACCAGGUUACAUUUCUCGGUCAGUAGCUGGAUCCUUUGAUAAUGAAGGCAUUGCUAUUUUUGCACUUCAGUUCACAUAUUACUUGUGGGUAAAAUCUGUAAAAACUGGGUCAGUUUUUUGGACGAUGUGCUGCUGCUUGUCAUAUUUCUAUAUGGUCUCUGCUUGGGGUGGUUAUGUGUUUAUUAUCAACCUUAUUCCACUGCAUGUAUUUGUGUUGUUACUAAUGCAGAGAUACAGCAAAAGAGUCUACAUAGCAUAUAGCACUUUCUAUAUUGUGGGCUUAAUAUUAUCCAUGCAGAUACCCUUUGUGGGAUUCCAGCCAAUCAGAACAAGUGAACACAUGGCAGCUGCAGGUGUCUUUGCAUUGCUGCAAGCUUAUGCUUUCUUGCAGUAUCUGAGAGACCGAUUAACAAAACAAGAGUUCCAGACCCUGUUCUUUUUGGGUGUAUCACUAGCUGCAGGUGCUGUGUUCCUUAGUGUCAUCUAUUUGACUUAUACAGGUUACAUUGCACCAUGGAGUGGCAGGUUUUACUCAUUGUGGGAUACUGGGUAUGCAAAAAUACACAUUCCAAUUAUUGCAUCAGUGUCUGAGCAUCAACCUACAACUUGGGUAUCUUUCUUCUUUGAUCUACAUAUUCUUGUGUGUACCUUCCCAGCAGGCCUAUGGUUCUGCAUUAAAAAUAUCAACGAUGAAAGAGUAUUUGUUGCUCUGUAUGCCAUCAGUGCUGUCUACUUUGCUGGCGUGAUGGUGCGGCUGAUGUUGACCUUGACUCCAGUCGUCUGUAUGCUGUCUGCAAUUGCAUUCUCAAAUGUUUUUGAGCAUUAUUUGGGGGAUGACAUGAAAAGGGAAAACCCACCUGUGGAGGACAGCAGUGAUGAGGAUGACAAGAGAAACCCAGGAAAUUUGUAUGAUAAGGCAGGUAAAGUGAGGAAGCAUGUAACUGAACAAGAAAAAACUGAAGAGGGAUUAGGUCCCAAUAUAAAAAGCAUUGUUACCAUGUUGAUGCUGAUGCUGUUGAUGAUGUUUGCAGUCCACUGUACCUGGGUCACAAGCAACGCCUACUCCAGCCCAAGUGUGGUCCUGGCCUCUUACAAUCAUGACGGCACCAGGAAUAUCUUAGAUGAUUUUAGAGAAGCUUACUUUUGGCUGAGGCAAAAUACAGAUGAACAUGCCCGAGUGAUGUCUUGGUGGGAUUAUGGCUAUCAAAUAGCUGGGAUGGCUAAUAGAACUACUUUGGUGGAUAAUAACACCUGGAAUAACAGCCACAUAGCACUGGUGGGAAAAGCCAUGUCUUCAAAUGAAACAGCAGCCUAUAAAAUCAUGAGGAGUCUGGAUGUAGAUUAUGUUUUGGUUAUUUUUGGAGGGGUUAUUGGCUAUUCUGGUGAUGAUAUCAACAAAUUUCUCUGGAUGGUUAGGAUAGCUGAAGGGGAACAUCCAAAAGACAUUCGGGAAAGUGACUAUUUCACCCCACAAGGAGAAUUCCGUGUAGACAAAGCAGGAUCCCCUACUUUGUUGAAUUGCCUUAUGUAUAAAAUGUCAUACUACAGAUUUGGAGAAAUGCAGCUGGAUUUCCGUACACCCCCAGGUUUUGAUCGAACACGUAAUGCUGAGAUUGGAAACAAGGACAUUAAAUUCAAGCAUUUGGAGGAGGCCUUUACAUCAGAGCACUGGCUUGUAAGGAUAUAUAAAGUGAAAGCACCCGAUAACAGGGUGACACUAGACCACAAACCUCGAGUAACCAACAUUUUCCCAAAACAGAAGUAUUUGUCAAAGAAGACUGCGAAAAGGAAGCGUGGCUACAUUAAAAAUAAACUAGUUUUUAAGAAAGGCAAGAAAAUAUCUAAGAAGACUGUUUAAAUAUACUGUUCUGGUUCCUAACUUGAAGCAGAUGUCCUUGUGAGAACCGGUCUUUGCCUUCAGCUCAUGUCAUGUUUCACAGCGACGGAGGGUAUACAGAACCAUCACUGGAACCAUCACUGGUCCAGGUUAAUGUACAGAACUUUCUGGCACUGCCUGAUUUAAAAAAUAAAAUUGGCUUACUGAGAA
Eubalaena glacialis (North Atlantic right whale) is the source of this 3286-nucleotide messenger RNA. It is a transcript of the gene STT3B, whose product is annotated as STT3 oligosaccharyltransferase complex catalytic subunit B. The record is from RefSeq and is a predicted model, not a curated record. Gene Ontology annotation, molecular function: dolichyl-diphosphooligosaccharide-protein glycotransferase activity. Lineage: Eukaryota; Metazoa; Chordata; Mammalia; Artiodactyla; Balaenidae. The transcript is spliced from 16 exons. The coding region runs from base 620 to 3097 and encodes 825 amino acids. Gene Ontology annotation, biological process: post-translational protein modification. Gene Ontology annotation, cellular component: membrane.